AUGAUGAAGAUGGAGAUCUACAUGCUCCGAGGACAAUGGCACCACGUACCCUUGCACAUUUCAGCUCAUGAAACUGAGUCGUGGGAUCUAUCUCCACGAGAUGCCCCGACACGCGUCCCAUUCCUACCGCCACUCGGUCUCGACUCGCCAGAAAGCACCGGUGGUACAUUGGAGUCACCAGAUCAUCAAAGUGCCACCGACAUGAUUUUAUGGCAAGUUCCACAAUGUCCAGCUAAUCUUAUGGUGCCGUCUGUCCCAUUACUCGGAUUUAUCUUGGGCAUGGAUAGAGGUUCCGCCAUGACAGUUCCUGGCAGCAUCACUAGUUUGGUAUCACUCGAACCAAUGAUUCCUUCGGAGCUCUCGUCAACAAUGAAUGAUCUAAGAGAAAGUUCAAUAGAAUGCUGCCUCCAUCAAAUAGUCGACAGGCAAGCCCGGAUCUCUCCAAAUUCUGUUGCCGUUGACGCCUGGGAUGGCUCUCUUACAUAUGGCGAGCUUUCCAGACUUUCUUCCAACCUCGCAAAUCACCUAAAAUGCAUAGGUGUCAAACCUCAAGACUUCGUUCUGAUAGUUUUUGAGAAGUGCACAUUGUCCAUCAUUGCUAUUACAGCAAUCCUGAAAGCCGGCGCUAUAUGUGUUCCGCUUGACCCAAGUAACGCCAGUAAACGUCUUUCGACGGUUCUUGAGGACACGCAAGCACAGUUUGCUGUGACAUCCACAACAUACUCCGACAUAUGCGGAACUGCUACCAACGUUCAGACGAUUGCCAUCACUACAGAACUCAUUUCAAAUUUGGAAUCCAGCGAUAGUUUGAGGCAAGAUGCUACUCUCACAACCCCAGAUGAUGCGGCUUUUCUCAUGUACUCUUCUGGGAGUACAGGGCGUCCGAAAGGAAUCAUCCAACAGCAUGGACCAAUGUGCUUCAGUAUUUCUCAUCACAGUCGAGCCAUGGGUAUCACACCUCUCUCCCGAACACUACAGUUUAGUGCAUAUACGUUCGAUACUAGUAUAAGCGAUAUAUUUGGCACUUUCAUGCAAGGUGCUGUGCUAUGUGUAUGUUCUGACUGGGAUCGGCUUAAUGAUCUCGCCAGAAGUAUCAGAGUUCUCGAUGCUAAUUACAUUUGCUUGACACCUACGGUUGCGGAGCAGCUUGAGCCUAAUGAUGUUCCAUCGCUGCGAACUCUAUGUGUCGGCGGUGAGGCACUAUCCGCCAAUCUUGUGGAUCAAUGGGCUGCUAAAGUUGAUUUAAUAAAUGUUUAUGGCAUAACGGAAUGUCUGGUAUGGACAUUCACAACCAAGCCAAUAAAACCUGGCCAAUUUUCGAGAAGUAUUGGCCACCCAACAUGCGGAAGAGCAUGGAUCACUGAUGUUGAUGAUCCUUCUCAACUAGUUAAAAUUGGCGAGAUCGGAGAGCUUCUUAUCGAGGGCCCUAAUCUGGCCCGAGAAUAUUGGAAUGACCCUGUAAAGACCUCCAAAUCCUUCAUAAGUCCACCAUUAUGGCUUAAAGAUCUAUAUCCAAAUGAAAAAUUGGGAAGGGUGUAUCGGUCUGGAGAUCUAGCACGACAAGCCCAUGACGGAACUCUAGAGUUUUUAGGUCGAAGAGAUACGCAAGUGAAGUUGAAUGGACAGCGUGUUGAGCUCGGAGAGAUUGAGUAUCACAUGAAACGAAUAUUGCCAAUAGGUACCCAAGCUGCAGCACAUGUCAUCCAUGAUCUGGUUAGAAAUCGAGCGAUUCUUGUUGCAUCGAUAUGUUUGGGCACACAUUCAUUAGAUGCGGAGAUCAAGAACGACGGUAUUCCAGUGCAGACUGGUCUGUCAUCUGAGAAAACGCAAGCAGCUCAAGAUUACGAAACCAAUUUUGAUGGAGUUGUGAAUAAUUUGCGUCUGGCUUUGUCUGAGUCAUUGCCAUCACUACUUGUUCCAACAACAUUUGUACCAAUACAACAGAUGCCGCUUACUGUUUCCGGAAAACUUGAUCGUCAGAAUCUACAAGAAAUGGUCUCAAAUUAUCUAAAAUUGCAUCCAUUCGCAUCUCAUACUCAUAGCAACAGCAAUCCUGGAAUGGGACCUGCGACAGAAAUCGAGAAGCAACUUUCGAACCUUUGGUCAAGUGUCCUCGGGGUGGAAGUUCGAAAUAUCAGUGCCAACGAUGAGUUUGUCCGGUUAGGUGGUGAUUCUGCUCAGGCCAUGAAGCUCGUUGCUCUGGCUCGCAAGAAGGGAUUAUCUCUGACGGUUGCAAACAUCCUCCAGAAUCAACGACUUUCUGAAAUGGCAAAAGUGACCAGUCCAAUAGCAACUAAUUUGAAAACUACCAUUCCGUCCUAUUCCCUUCUGAGAGCUUCACAUGAGGUGCUUCGGGCAGCGGAAGAAGAAUUUGGAUUGGAACAGACGUCAAUACAAGAUGCGUAUCCUUGUACUCCACUUCAACAGGGAUUGUUUGCUCUAUCACUCCGUCAUCAUGGAGCAUAUGUUGCACAGACUACUAUAGAGCUACCUAGUACAAUAUCGUCUUCCAUGUACAUGAAAGCUUGGGGGCAGGUCUAUCAAAGUAUGGCAAUACUGCGUACUAGACUAAUCGAGACCAGCGAGGGCUUGAUUCAGGUAGUCAUCGACGAGGACCUUACAUGGAACUCUGCGGAAGACUACGAUCAGUACCUGCAUGACGAUAAAUCUUUACCUAUGGGACUGGGAUCUAGACUCAACAGAUUUGCAUUGAUAUACGGCCAGAACGGAGGAUCUGAUAAGCUUGUUUGGAGUGCGCAUCAUGCCACCUAUGAUGGCUGGUCAGCACCACUCGUACUUCAGGAAGUGAACCGGAUUUUGAUGGGCCAAAAUCUCAGCUCCCGAACGAACUUCAACAACUUCAUAAGCUACCUGGUAAGACAAGAUGCAAAAGCGUCAGAAUUAUACUGGAAAAAGGAGUUACUUGAGAUCGAAGCUCCUACUUUCCCCACCCGUGCCGAUGCUUCUCGUGAGCAAGGAAAAAUUCAGAGAACAGAACUGCGUGUAGAAUUAGCACAUCGGGAAACAUUCACAUCGACUACUCUUGUCCGCGCCGCCCUUGCGAUUCUGAUAUCCAAGUACAGCAACACAGAAGACAUCGUGUUUGGGACCGUCCUAUCGGGGCGUGAUGCAGCUAUAGACGGCAUAGAUACAAUGAUCGGCCCAACUUUCUCAACAGUGCCGAUCAGAAUCCAGAUAAACGGCCAGCACAGUAUCGAGGAAUUCCUCGAGCAGAUACAGAAGCAGUCACUAAACAUGAUGCCAUACGAGGGCUUCGGCCUACAAAAUAUAAGCAAGCUUGCGAGAGACACCGAAGUAGCUUGUGGUUUUCAAACUCUUCUCAUCACACAACCACCCGACGAUGCUUUGGAUCUAGGAGAUAUAAAAGUCACCUAUGAUGAGUUUUCCGACGCUGGUACAUAUCCAUUAACGAUAGAUUGCAAGUUCGAGUCUGGUACCGCUAUAUUUCAAGCAUUCUUUGAUUCAUCUGUUCUUGAAUCCGCGUCGGUAGAAUUAUUUCUCUCACAAUUGGACAAUAUUAUUCAGCAAUUCCACAGUGCUCCUCUGAAUGAAGAUAUCAAGAAUCUCGAUUUGAUGGGACCCGCUGAUACAGCUCUCAUUUGGAAUUGGAACUCUCAAUAUCCACCCGCUAUCGAUAAGCGUGUUUGUGAAGUCAUAGGAGAGAAGUGCAUUGCAUACCCUUACAAAGAAGCCGUGUGUGCUUGGGAUGGCAAUUUCACUUACAGAGAGUUAGACAUUCUUUCUUCUUCUCUCGCCGAGAGAUUGACGCAAUUAGGAAUUGGGUCUGAGAUCCUUGUUCCGAUAGCUUUCGAACGAAGUAAGUGGGUUGUGAUCGCAGUUCUGGCAGUCAAUAAAGCUGGCGGUGCAUUUGUGCUUCUGAAUCCGACCCACCCAGUCGACAGACUGCAAAGUAUUGUAUCACAGGCCAACUCACCAGUCAUAUUAAGCUCCAGAGAGUGCCUACAGAUUUCUCAAGAGCUCCUUUCUACCGUGCUAGUCGUCGAUGACUUUUUCAGCAAUCCCACCAAAUUGACGCAAAUCGUUCUUGAAGCAAAGGAAAUGACAGUCAAGAAAAGCUCCAUACAAACCAUAUCGAAACCAUCAGACCUUUUGUAUGUCGUUUUCACAAGUGGGACAAGCGGCACACCAAAAGGCAUUAUGGUCGACAAUCGUGCUUUUUGUACCUACAUCGACUCUUUGGCCAGGAUGACGGAUGCGAAAAGUACUUGGCGUGGCCUAGUAUCUUCGGCUUAUAGCUUCGACUCCAGUCUUGAAGAGAUGUUGAUGCCUUUGAUGCUUGGUGGUACCAUCUGCGUGCCAUCACAGCAUGAGCUUUCUAAUGAUCUGACGGGUGCAAUGAACAGAAUGGGGGUUCACUGGGGAGUGUUUACCCCAUCUCUGGCUAGACUGAUUGACCCUCGAGAGCUCACCACACUAACGGAUCUAUAUAUCGGAGGCGAACAGAUGACGGAUGCCUUAGUACAAUCUUACGGUAGCUGUGUAAAACUCACGAAUACGUACGGUCCAAGUGAGUGUUGUCCUACAGGCUGUGUAUCAUCAACGCCUGAGCUUUAUGGUGGUCAUAUUGGCCGAGGCGUUGCAUGCAGAACUUGGAUCGUCGAUCCAAACAACCAUGAGCGAUUGAUGCCGGUGGGUUGCAUUGGUGAGCUGAUCCUUGAUGGUCCGAAUGUAGGCCGUGGGUAUCUGAAUGACGAGGAUAAGUCUCGUGCAGCUUUCAUCGAAGCGCCAAGCUGGCUUAGAGAAAAAGAACAAACCGAAAGUACGAACAGAACUCCUAUCUACGCACGCCGAAUGUACAAAACCGGCGACCUUGCUCGGUAUUGUUCAAAUGGUACCAUGGAAUAUAUCGGCCGCAAAGACCAACAGAUCAAGUUCUAUGGACAGCGUAUAGAGUUGGGCGAAAUCGAGCAUCAUAUCCAAUCAGUAUUAUCAGAUUCAACGGAAACUAUUGUAGAGGUUGCGACCCGCACUGGAGAAUCAGAUCAACAAAUGUUGGUAGCUUUUAUGGUAUUUCCAGAAACCAAUGAAACGAUCAAAGAUUUAGACAGCGAUCCGCUGCACGCAGAUAUCCGCAUAUUGCAUCUACGCCAAGAACUUCCUCGCAGAAUUCCUCCAUACAUGCUUCCAUCUCUAUAUCUUAGACUUUCAAAAAUACCCCUGACUAGUUCGGAUAAGAUUGAUCGCAGAAAACUCAAACAAUUAGUAUUGGAGUUGACCGAUGCAGAAUUUCUUGCUGCAGCUGGAACAGACACCAAAAAGCGUCCGCCUGAAACCGAAUUUCAAUUAGGGUUGCAAACCCUUUGGGCCGAAGUACUCAAAAUAGACAAAGACCAUAUAGGAUUGGAUGAUGAAUUCUUCCGAAUGGGAGGUGAUUCUAUCAGAGCUAUUAGGCUUGCAACACUUGCACGCCAGAGAGGAUGGAGUCUUACCGUGGCCGACAUUACAAGAUACCACUCAUUGGAAAAUAUGACACAACGCAUCACUAGUCUUGAGAUUGUGACUCGAGCACCAUCGCCUUUCAAAAUGCUCCCUAAGGAGUGUUUUAGAAUUGAUGUGUCGGCAGAAGCAGCACGUUAUUGUGAAGUCGAAAUUUCAGCCAUCGAGGAUAUAUUUCCAUGCUCACAUCUUCAGCGUGGUUUGAUGGCUUUAUCUCUGAAACAUCCCACCUCGUACAUUGCCAAGGAUGUCUUUGAGCUUCCUGAUAAUCUAGAUGUUGAUAGAUUCCUUGAUGCUUGCCGUCACUUGGUACACAAUAACUCCAUUCUUCGCACUCGUAUCGUUCAUAUGCAUUCAGGUUUCUAUCAAGUGGUUCUGAAGAGCGAGUUCGAUUCGAGUGCGAAACUCGUUAUGGAAUCCGAUUCAAUGGACAUUCAACCUAACGAAAUGGGACUUGGAACUAGCCUCUGCAGCCUUAUUGUUUCCCGCGGUUCUCCAGAAGGGAAGAACAAGUUAUUUUGGACUAUACACCAUUCACUCUUCGACGGCUGGUCUAUGGAGCUUUUUUACAGGCAACUAGAGGAUUUGAUGCAAGGCCGACCUUCAAAGCCAACAGUACCCUACAGUCUUUUCAUAAAUCAUGUCACGAAUAUUUCGCAUGAUGCAUGCUCAGAAUUCUGGACAAAGUCACUGGCAGGUCCUGCCCCGGUCCAUUUCCCCAAACUACCUCGAGCAGAUUAUUUACCACAACCCGACAAGAUACUAGACCGUACUCUGGUGAUUCAACAAGAAUGUUCACCUCAUAUAAGUAUUUCCAGUUUCGUCUCCGCUGCCUGGGCUAUUGUCAUCUCUCGUUAUACCGAGUGCAACCACAUGAGCUUUGGCGUCACUUCAUCCGGGCGAAAAAUGAAUCUACCCGGCAUCGAAGCUAUUGCUGGACCAACUUUUGCCACAGUUCCGACACUCAUACGUUUGAAUUCGACCGAAACUAAAGGUAAUCUGUUACGCCGGAUCCACGACCAGUCAGUAGAACAAACAGAGUAUGAACAGUUUGGGCUUGAGAACAUCAGCAAUGUAAGCCCAGAAGCCAAAGAAGCCUGUGGAUUCCAAACUCUGCUAGUCGUACAACCAAUUGAGUCCGAUGAUCGUAGCGAAGAACCUCCUAUUUUGCGCGAUAUCUCACCAAAUCAAAAUAUCAACACGCAUCCGUUAAACCUUGAGGCACAGCUAACUACAACUGGUCUUGUCAUGAAGGCCAGCUUCGAUACGAAUCUUAUAUCACAUUUCAAUGUUUCUCAUCUUUUAUCUCAAUUCUCUCAUGUGAUGCAACAGCUUUGCUCAUCGCAUGAUUGCAUCGUUGGCGAAAUUUCUACCACGAGCCCCGAAGACAUGUCGCAAAUUGCAUCCUGGAACCAAGAUUUACCUCGCUCUGUCGAGGCCUGUCUUCACGAUUUGGUCCUGAUGAAGUGUGCUCAAACGCCUACUGCUCAGGCAUUAUCUUCGUGGGAUGGAAAUUUCACAUAUACUCAGCUCGAUGAAUAUUCUCGCUCGAUCGGAUUAUCUUUGCAGGAAAAUGGUGUCACAUGCGGCGAUAUUGUCCCCCUUUUAUUCGACAAAUCAGCAUUGGCUAUCAUAUCUAUGCUUGCUGUUCUUCGAACCGGAGCCACUUGUGUAUUUUUGGACAUGGUUAAUCAUCCCUUCGCAAGAAUGCAAAAGAUCUGUGAAGAGGUACAGGCUAAGAUUGUUGUUUGUAAUAAAACACACCGUGAUUUAGCUGUAUCACUGGUUUCUCGAGUCUUCUCUGUUGACACUGAAUUUCUCAACGACAAUGCAGAUGACAAAAGCCGGACAUUGACAAGUAAAGUCACUCCACGCGAUGGGGCUUUCAUCAUCUUCACAAGUGGGUCGACCGGUACGCCUAAAGGAAUUGUUCAUGAGCAUCAUUCGCUUAGUGCCAGCUACUUAGCUCUGGGACCUGCACUUAAUAUCGACAGUAGCUCUCGAGUGUUCCAAUUUUCAGCUUUCACAUUUGAUAUGUGUAUUAUCGAAACUCUAGCAACUUUAGUAUCCGGCGGCAGCGUCUGUAUUCCCUCGGAAGAAGAGCGAAUGAACGACGUGGAAGGUUCUUUCUCUCGACUAGGAUGUAAUUGGACAUUUUUAACCCCCUCAUUUGCUCGCACUCUGAAACCAGAAAAGUUCGUGGGCAUUGAGACGUUGUGUCUGGGCUCCGAACCUAUCACCCAAUGUGAUGUUAAUAUCUGGAAACCCCAUGUUAGCGAGUUGAUGACAAUAUCGGGGCCUGCUGAGACAUCGCUCUGUACAGCCGGAAGCUUAUCUGGAAUUCAACGCGUGCCUUAUAUUGGUAAAAUGAUCGGAGGUCUGAGCUGGAUUGCCGAAAUUUCAGAUCAUACCAAGCUUGCUCCAAUGGGUGUUGUUGGCGAACUAUUGGUCGAAGGCCCGGUGCUGGCGAGAGAAUAUCUGAAUCAACCCGAGAGAACAGCUAAUUCAUUCGUUAACUUACCUGACUGGUUAUCGAGCAUAGAACCCAAGCCCUUGCGCCGACUUUACAAGACAGGAGAUUUGGUAAAAUACAAUUCAGAUGGGAGUAUGCAGAUCUUCGGUCGCAGAGAUGGCCAAGUCAAGAUUCGCGGACAGCGUGUCGAGCUUGAAGAGGUAGAAUAUCAGGUCAAUAAAGCCUUACAGUCGAAGAUUGACUCCUCACUUGAGUACAAAUGCGCUGUCGAUGCAUUCAGUCCCGCUGAUGACAGCAAUUUAACUUAUCUCGCCAUCUUCAUUGCCACCAAACUGGAAUCAACGUUUGAGAUCUUCAGAAAAUUAACCAGCUUCAUCAUCGAGCGUCUUCAGGGCCAGUUGCCCUCUUAUAUGGUACCUGGUCUCCUGAUGCCCUUGUCGAUGAUACCCAUGACAGCAACGAAAAAGACAGAUCGAAGAACACUUCGAUCUAUUGCCGGUGCCAUGUCUAAAAGCGACUUGGUUAAAUACAUGAGUACUGAGACUAGAAUACGAGUUCCACCUUCGACCUCGAUGGAGAAAGCUGUUCAACGUUUAUGGUCCAAAGUUCUACGGGUCGAUAUCGAUACUAUCUCAUCCGAGGAUAAAUUCAUCUACCUUGGCGGUGAUUCUAUCAGAGCCAUCUCCUUUGUCUCUAUGGCUCGUGAAGAAGGUCUUCGUGUUACCGUAGCCGAUACUUUCCGUCAUCCCGUGCUUCGUAACCUUUCAAAAGUGAUGGAAGAUACGGCAAGAGUUCAGACAGAUUCACAUCCUUCAGUCGUCGAAUAUCGGGCUGUUCCAAGACUGUUUGACUUGGACACGUUUAACGCCAUAUGCGAAAAUAUCCCUAAGCUUUCUGGCGCUGAAUAUAUUGAUUUACGUCCCUGUACUUCGACUCAGAACUUCAUAUUGACUGCGCAUAGUUUGGGUCAAGAAGUAUUCCAGCCUUACAUGAGCUUCAAAGCUAGUUCAGUAGCAGGUGUUGAUAUUGAUCGCUUAAUCAAAGCCUGGGAGAAAACAGUCGCUAGGCAUUCAAUUUUACGUACAGUGGUUGUGGAAUCUCCUAGCGAUAGCAGAGCAUGGUAUCAGCUGGUUCUCACCAAAUAUCAACCAGAAGUAAUCCGCAUUGGUGAGGGCGAAAGUUCAUGCAAUGAGAUUGCUGAUUUGCUGCAAGAAUCUCGUAGACAUCUUCCUGCGUGUCAGCUUAUCGUCAGAGAGUCUGGAACGGAGAGUCUGAACUGCACCCUUCACCUGAGCCAUGCAUUCAUAGACGGUGGAUGCGUUGAUGCUCUCUUCGAGGACUUUGCAUCCUUCUAUGCGGGUAACUCAUUUGCAUCUGAAGGGCCACAAUACCGUGAUUUUCAACAUUAUUUGCUGAAUAGACCGGUUGAAGAUUCUGUGGAGUUUUGGUCGACCUAUACCGAAGGUCUAGCACCAUGUUUGAUUCCAUUGAAUGGAUCUAGUCAAGAAUUGCAUGAUUUCCGCUCACAAAAAAUCACAUUACCAAGUACAGACACGCUAAGACAGUUAUGCAUCAACCAUGACGUAACCCUCUCAAUCCUGAUCCAAGCCGUCUGGGCCACCACAUUGCACCGGUAUACCGGAACCACCGAUAUUGCAUUCGGAAACAUAGUAUCAAAUCGAGACAUUGAACUCAUUGGCGUAGAGAAAAUCAUCGGGCCCGUUUUCGGCAUUAUUCCCCGACAUCUCAAGAUAGAAGAUGAUGCAUCCACCGCAGAUCUCCUAAAGAUAUGCCAUGAAGAUUUCAUCAGAUGUCUUCCCCACAGCAAUUUUUCGUACCUCGAAUACUUUGAGCGGAAAUUCGGGUGUAGUUAUGAUCAACGAGAUUUCAACACGGUGAUCAAUUAUCGCAAGUUUUUGGGUUCGCAGAAGGGGGUUGGGGGUGCUGUGUCUGAGUUGGUUUUGGAUGAGGUUGAGAGUGUUGAUCCUUAUGCUUUUGAUAUUCUGUUGGGUGUCGAUGAUGAUGAUGAUGGUCAGGAAGUCUCGGCACAGAUCGAUUAUUGGGGAUCGCGUGUUUCGGACGAACAAGUGGGGGAACUGGUUAAUGUUUUUGUAGCUGAGCUUGUUUCUUUGUCCUUGAGGGAGUAG
This is a messenger RNA of Sclerotinia borealis F-4128, 10098 nucleotides long. NCBI's taxonomy places the organism in Eukaryota, Fungi, Ascomycota, Leotiomycetes, Helotiales, Sclerotiniaceae. The record is from the annotation of a GenBank genome assembly.